Messenger RNA from Saccharomyces paradoxus, 1026 nucleotides. RefSeq names its product putative methyltransferase (gene UPA1). The record is from RefSeq and is a predicted model, not a curated record. The coding region runs from base 1 to 1026 and encodes 341 amino acids. Lineage: Eukaryota; Fungi; Ascomycota; Saccharomycetes; Saccharomycetales; Saccharomycetaceae. The transcript has a single exon.
AUGACAGUAAAACAUAAAUCCGAAAAUGUCAAGAACGAAGAGAGGGCGGCCAAAAAGGCAAAGCGAGGCCUGCUGAAACUAAAAAAUAUCAUGGAUGUAGAAUCCGAUGUGAUCAAAUAUUCGAUAUGCAUACCGACAACUGUUAUCAACAAUUGCAAUAAUUUGGAACAAGUCACUUUUGCUGUAUAUCAAAUAGCUAGGACAGCUGUUUUGUUCAAUGUUCAAGAAAUCAUAGUCCUAGACCUGUCACAGGAUGAAAAGCACGAAAAAAAAUCAAGGUCAAAGAAAACUAUCUCAGAUUGUUUACUACUUGCUACUCUAUUACAAUAUUUUGUGACACCUCCAAAUUUACUGGAUACUACAUUCAAGAAGAAAAACAGGUUAUAUUUAAAGUGUGCAUCUACCUUCCCGCCAUUACGGCAGCUGCCUUUUAUGAAUGAAUCCGCCGAACAACCAUACACGGAAGGUUUAUCCAUUACACAAGAAACCUCAGAGGGAAAAGCAGAUAAAAAUUUAACAAAUUUGGUGUACAUAGGAAAAGACCAAAUUAUUACAUUAUCGAAUCAAAAUAUCCCCAAAACUGUACGUGUAACGGUUGAUACGAAGCGGAAAGAGGUAGUUUCAGCGAGAGAUGCUUACAAAGGAAAGCCGCUCGGCUACCAUGUUCGAAUGGCAAAUACUCUAAAUGAAGUGUCCGAAGGUUACACAAAGAUCGUUUGGGCCAACAGCGGUGACUUCCACUACGACGAGGAAUUGUCGAAGUACCACAAGGCAGAAACAAAGCUACCAUACAUCACAAAGAUAAAAAAAAGUUCAGCAUCAGAAACAGCCUGCAGCAUCCUGCUUAUCUUUGGGAAAUGGGACCAUUUAAAGCGUUGCUUCAGGAGAUCCGACUUAGAAUCUUCUGCUUUGCACCAUUACUUUUCAGGCCAACUGCAAUUCCCUGGUACUGUAUUGCAGGGAAAUAUACCAGUCCAAGAUAGCCUACCGAUAGCUCUUACCAUGCUCCAGCACUGGGCCAGUUGA